Molecule: messenger RNA, 2966 nt
Organism: Ciona intestinalis (vase tunicate)
Lineage: Eukaryota; Metazoa; Chordata; Ascidiacea; Phlebobranchia; Cionidae
Source: RefSeq, a predicted model, not a curated record
AGAUAUUCAUCAACAAAAAUGAAGUAAACGGCCUAUUAAGGCCCAAAAGCAUGGUGACAGGUGCAUCUAUUUUGUGUAAUUCAUGAAUAAAGCCCACUGUGCGUUUAAAAUGAAAGAUACGGACUUAAACAGCCCUGGAUUUAGUAGAAACUCAAAAGUGGUUCAGUUUUUUGACCUGUCAAGAGGCCUUGGUAUCAGAGUGGUAGGUGGAAAUAAACCAGAUGACGCUGGAAGCAGUUUCGGGAUUUUUAUCAAGAAAAUAAUUCCUGGUGGUGCAGUGUCUACGGAUAAAUCAAUAAAAGUGGGAGAUGAGAUAAUACAGGUUAAUGGCAUUGAUCUGACUAAGUCAAGUAACCAAAGGGCUGUAAACAUUCUGCGUCAAUCGUCAUCAAGUGUGUGCGUUACAAUGACAAUCUCUGGAGAUGAGUAUGCCAGAUCAGAGUUUGCAAGAUAUUUAAAAUUGAGCGAAACAAAAGCACAGAAGAAGCUACGAAUGGUGGCUAAUAAUGGAAGAGAUUCGAUGAUCAGUGACAUCACAAGUUCAGGUGACGAGUUAAAUGAGGAUUUACCAAACUCCAUUGAUAAGUUUGAAAUCAGAAUUAAAAUAAAGAAAACAAACGCUGGGAUUGGACUCAGAGUUCAAGAAGAGGAUUGUCACCAUUAUCCUGUGUGGCUCGUAUCUGCAAUAUUUCCUGGCAGUGAUGCCGCAGAUAAUGGCCAGUUAUGCUGUGGGGAUAGAAUCACAAGUUUGAAUGGCAACACUGUUGUGGGUUUCACAGCAGAUCAGUUGCAUUCAUUGUUGCUUCGUGAAAAACUGAGGCGGGAACCAUGUGUCAACAUCGGGUAUGUUCCUUCAAAUAUUCCGUUGUCAGAUUUAUUUCCACGAAGAUAUGUGAACGGUACAACAACAUCUAGACUCUCAAUUUCAAGCACAAGUCCAAGGAACUCCAACAAUGAUGUUUCGUGUAGAGUCAACCAAUCUGCUCAAACAACAGAAACAUCUGAUUUGAAAUUUGAAGCUUUUCCAAAGCCGGCUCCCAGAUCCCGGAGGUCGACCGCAUCUUUCAAGUCCUCCGGAUCAAGCUCCUCCUCUUCAAACAUCCAGCGUUCAUCACCACAAAGAAGAAUGUCGUUCAGUGAAAACGAAAAAAUUGAGGUUUACAAACUAUGUGAAGCGCUUAACUACCUCGGUACGGUUUCAAGCGAAGAGCAAAUUACGCAGCUGAAAAGAGCAUUAAAAAAAUCGGACAAUGAUCUAGUACAGUACGGAGAUUUUGUGAAAGCCAUGCUAAAGGUGUUUCAUGAGCAGCUACACACACUGUAUGUUGAUAACUCACUUUUAAAAAAUCACACAAGUGAUGAAUCUAAUCCUUAUCUAAAUGGAGGUCCAUCUUCAGUAAGGAAAACAUCUAGUAAUACAGAAACGGAAUCGAAACUGACAGAGGAACUAAAAGAGUUAAAAGAGAAAAUGCAGCUUAUUGAGAGCGAGAAUACUCUCCUGAAAGAGCAGUUAGCUGCCAUGAAGGAUUUCCAUCGUAGGAACGCAUCCGAGGUGGAUAACGCAAGGAUGGCAUCUCAGAGGGAAUUGGAGAACAUCAAGUUAGAUUAUGAAGAAGUUAUUCGUUCUCUUGAAGCAGAGUUAACAAACCUGCAGUCGAGUGAAAACUGCUUGGCUAAGCUUGAUCCUAACAACGAGAUGGAGAAGCAAGUAGCUGUAGCUGAGUGCGAGUGGAGGAAACUGGAUAUUGUGCGAAAAUCAAACGAGGAAACGGUUGAAUGCCUACUUGCGUUUGUCAAUAAAGUUGUUCAAUCUGAUGCAAAAACUUACGUGAAAUACAACAAGAGCCACGAAGCGAUUGAAACAUUAGAGCAACUUGCUACUGAAGCUGAGCAUCUGUAUCUUACUGUUAGGUCGGAGUCCAGGAAGAAAGAACUUCCGUUCGGAUGGGAGCAAGCGAGCCUGGGUGACGGGAGGAUUUAUUUUAUCGAUCACGUGAACCACAUCACUUCGUGGUCGGAUCCGAGGAUCAAGAAGAAUGAAGAGGAAGAAAGGGAGAAGAAUGUGUCGUCCUCCCCUGGUUCAACAGCUGCAGACGACGAACCAAUAUACAGCGAGCCCCCUCCCUCUGUUGAUUCUCCGCAUUCUUACGCCACACAGAAUGGAAUCAACACAACUACUGAAUCCCCUUCCUCAUUUAGAGUCAAAAUGAGGCGCGUGUGAAAUUGAACUCCAAACAUAUUACUACAAUGGUCAUUUUAGGUAGACUUGCACCACAAAGGUAUUUUUAAAAUAGUUUUAAACUUCAGGUGGUUAUGGUAAAUUUGGGACGUUUGGGGCCUUUUUUUCGUAUUUAGGCGUCAGUUAGAUUUAGAAGUUUUUCUGGUAUACAACACUCGCAUUUUCCUGUUAAAUCCAACCAGUGUGUGUCCUGUUGUAUUGCAACAACACAUAUUUAACAUCGUGAAUUGAAAUUCCAUCACCACGUUUUCUACCUCUUCUCCACAAGCUUACAUAACAGUGCUUCAAUCCAGUGUUGCCGCCUUAAAAGUUUGCACUUUUAACCCCUAUUACACAACACACACACGUUAGUUCCAUGGUAUGUAAAUGGAAACACUUGCAGCCAAACCUACAGUAUUUUUCACUGUCUUUAACACAUUUUUCUAUGUAUAGGAAAAUAAAGCACACCAAAACCUAGUUUUUCACACACACAACCCCUUUAGUUCAAUAAUGUCAUAUAUUACACGUUUUUAGAUAACUUUACACACAUAGUAUAAUCUGAGCUGUAAUUCCAACAUAUAUUCACAUUCACCACUGUUUAUUAUUUGCUGUGAAUCUUUUUGCCAACAAUUCUAUAUUAUUGACGUACUUCAUCAGCUGUGCCACAAUAUUUUAUACUCGCGGCCAUUACUGUCGUAUCAACUUAUGUGCGUUUUUUAGUAAAUUAAUAAAAUAAUAGGUAUGGGUA